This is a messenger RNA of Synchiropus splendidus (mandarinfish), 5815 nucleotides long. RefSeq names its product zinc finger protein 106a (gene znf106a). Gene Ontology annotation, molecular function: SH3 domain binding; zinc ion binding; RNA binding. The transcript has 21 exons. The record is from RefSeq and is a predicted model, not a curated record. Gene Ontology annotation, cellular component: membrane; cytosol. The coding region runs from base 138 to 4850 and encodes 1570 amino acids. Lineage: Eukaryota; Metazoa; Chordata; Actinopteri; Syngnathiformes; Callionymidae.
GCACCUUCGCCUUUAGUAUGUCGCUUGGGACGAUGGGAGGAGGAUGUUAAAGCUUCAACGAUGGAUGCCAAAAGGCUGUAGUUUCACUCUCGUGCGGGUGUUUUAAAGUUAUGGGCUGAUUUCCAACACUGGUCAAAAUGGCGAGGGAACGAAAAUGCAUCCUCUGCGAAACACUCCAUACCUCCAAACAGGAAAUGGACGAGCAUGUGAGAAGUAUGUUGCAUCACAGGGAACUGGAGAAACUUAAAGGCCGGGACUGCGGACAUGAGUGCAGAGUGUGCAAGGUGACGGUCACCAGCCUCACUGAUUAUGCCAGCCACAUCUCCAGCCCCACACAUAAACAAAAUGUGGAGCGGAAGCACACUGGGAUGGAGUGGGAGAAGGACUAUUUCGACCCAGAGUUGGUGGACCUGAUUGAAAAGAGGAAAGAACAGAUCAGAAAAGAGAAGGAAGCUGCAGCAAAAAUGUCCAAAGAAGAAGAGGAGCACAGAAAACGGGAAGAGUUCAAGCAAAGACUAAAGGAAACUAAAGGGUUUUAUCAGAAUCAGUGGGCGCAACCACAAGGGUUCAGAGCCGGCCAUCACAAGUCCUGGAACCGAACUUAUCAGUACGGUGACAGAGAGCAGCAGCACUGGAUGAACCACAAACAUGGGAAAAGCGCCACCUGGCAUGCCCAGGCUCCUCCCAACUAUGGCACGAUGUCAUCCAGAGGCAAUGGUGGGAACAGCUUGGGCCACAGACAGUGGAGUCAGGGUAACUCCUUUGGUGGCGGGAGAGGCCGUCUGCCUUGGUUAAGCAAUGGUGGCAGUAAUCACGGUCUUUAUGGAAGAAACAAUGUCAUGCUGUUCCCAGAAAAUAAUUCCAGGCCUUCUAACCUCUUCACUUCAUCAGCAUAUCCUCCUCCCAAACGUCUGUUUGCCAGUGAUAACCAGGCCCAAAAGCCAGACAAUCAGCAGAAAAGUCAAGCACAGACUGCCUCUCAGAACACAGUGUCUGACCACAGUCCAGUAAAGGACUCAAAGAAAAGUGGCAGCAACCCAAAAUUGGAUAAAGCUUGUCGCUGGUCUCCAUAUCCUGACCCAAAGGACCAUAAAGAUGCCAAAUCACACUCAGCGGAAAGACACCCUAAAGCACAAAAAUCCCAGAAGCAGGACCCUCCAGCCGAGGUGGAACCUUUGAAGAAGCAGUGGGCGACUACAACAGAUCGAUUGACCGCGAGUGGCCAAAGUGAAGAAGAUAAAGGGGCAUGUAAAAAGAAACACAACAGAGAUAAAGUCAAUGAGUGCAAUAGCAGCUCCCUGAAAGAUGGACUCCAUCUUCCUGCAUCCAUCCAGAAGACGAAAAAACAAUCAGCGCCUGAGGAUGGCAAGUGCACCUCAACGCCUAAAGAGAAGCAAAAUCCCUUACCAGCAAAGCCUUCCAGUCAAAAGAAAGCUACACUCUUGGGAACAAUGCAACCGGAGCAGGAUGUCAAAGAAAAACCUAAAACUGUCAUGUUAAAAACAACAGAAUCUUUAGAGAAGUCCAAGGGCAACAGGCUGGAAGUUUCUCAAAAGGAGCAAUUGAAGGACCGGACAUCGAGUCAAGGUGGACUCAACCAAGAGUUCAGAUGUGGGCAAAGUGCACCCAAGACGAGUGAAGCAACCAAAAGUUCAGACCGAGAAAGCAGCCAGUGUUUUGAGUCGCCGGUUACAGUUACAGUGGCAACCUCAGAACCUGCUGGCCCAAGCAAAGAGGAGCAGCCGUUGGCAGGCGCUUCAGGUGAAGUUGUGCAGCAUGAAGAUGCAAAGAUGGGCUCUGAGAGCGAUGCCUCCAGGAGCGAUGAGGCUGCUUCAGCUGCACAAGGUUCAUCCAAAAAAGACCUCUUGCCAAUCUUGAAACGGGACCUCAACAAGAUGAGCACCAAGAGUAAAACAGGUUCCCAUGAGCCAAACCUAAACAUUGCUCGCCGGGUUCGGGAUAUAGGAGAGUUACGGAGAAGUGACUCUGACAAGGACUCCGGGCUGAAACCAACUGUUCGCCAGCUCAUCAGCUCGUCUGGGUCACGGCGGAAUGUCAACUGGGAACAAGUUUACCAGGAGCUCAGGAAGAAGCAGGACAAAGGGAAAGGAAUGCCGAGGUUCGGGAUCGAGAUGGUGGCUUGUGACCAAGAUGACCAGAGUCAGGAGGAGGUGGACAUCUCUCUGCUCGAAGGUUUCCACUGGGAUUCCAUCAUUGAUGUUCACACCCCGACAGUUUCUCGCAGUCGCUCCUUGUCAGAAAGCAGCAUCACUCCUAAUACGGCUCAUUCAUUCUUUCCUCGAAAUGAGUCGGCAAAGGCACAAAGAGGAGGCGUCAGCCCAGAGGUGCAGGGAGCCACCAGUUAUACAAAGAUGUUCGGCAGAGAAGAAAAUCAAGGGGUGGAGCCUGGAGUAGACAAUGAUACGUCGGCGAGCACAGAGCAAGCUGAUCUGGUGAUGCUCGCUGACAGCAGUUCAGGGGAGCAGCUGGACAGUCUGGGGACGGGCAAGAGGCGAAGAGCAGCAGGGGAUGGUCAGAACCCUGAGGCAGCAGGGCUGGAGCAUGAUAGCAAAAGGAGGAAGACCAAAUCCAAAAAGGAGCGCUCGCAUAUAGACCAGCUCCUGGUGGUGUCUCUGAGGGAGGAAGAGCUCAGCCGCUCCAUGCAGACCGUGGAGACAAAUCUGAUCCAGGCCCGAGCCGCACUGGAGGCGGCUUACAGGGAUGUGCAACAGUUCAUGGUUAUGAAACAGCAGAUUACGGAGGAGAUGAGCACACUGAGGACAAAACGUAUCGAGCUGCUGAAGGGGAUGCAAGGAGGCUUAGAUGAGACGCCAGAAGUAAGAGUGAAAGAAGAGAAGGUGGUUGCUGAAACACUGGCGCCCUCCACUAGCAGUGAUCCAUGUCUAGACCUUCCUGCUGCUGCCCGCCAGGUCACCACCUCAUCCUUGCCUGUCGUCAUCAAGCAGGAGCCCCGCUCCCCAGUCCAUGUCAGCUCAGCACCAGAUGUGGUGGAAAACAUGGCUAACUUGGCUCACAGCACCACGUCAGAGCCCCUUGUUUCUGGUGCUGCAGCGUCUCCACCAGGUUCAUCCCUCGACAAGCAGCCUCAGCCUGAAUAUCCCAGAGAUCCAGGAGCCUUGGAGGAGCCUGUAGAUAGCAAAGAAAACCUUGCAGUGCUCAAGUCCCAGAGGCUCAGAAGUGCCUCUUUGCCCGACAGUAAUCCUGUGCCGCUUCUCGCAGACAACAGAAGGGGCUCUGAGAUCAGAAGCCUGGAAGAGUUUUCUAGACCCACUUCGGUGCCCUCAGUCAUCAGUACCCCCGCUUCUCCCUCUGAAGUGAGGAGCGGGAAGCGGGUAAGGAAACUGAAGAAGAGGAAGGUGAAAAAGUCCCCAGGAGCCGAGCAGAUGGAGAGCAGUGACACAGAGAUGGAUUGUGAGAUCCCUCGCUCUCGGUGGGUGAGGCUCCGUAGGAGACCCGGCACUCAGGGCCCCGUUCGGGAUGAGGGCAUGAGCCUGGAGAGGGACAAGUCAAGCGACUCCAGUAAGCUGCGAACAAACCUGGACUCAGAAGAGGGCAUGGAGGUCACCGCAGCCUGUGGAGCCUCAGGUCCAACACUGACCUCCAUCAAACCAGAACCACAGAGCCUGGCCUGCAAUGAAGUGACCUCCACAAGUGACAUGGAGCUCUGUAAAUCUUCAGAAGGGGACCUGACUCUUCCAAAAAGUCGCUCAGCUUUGUUUUCCUUCGACCGUGUGGAGGUGGACCCCACAGAGGGAGCGUUUCAGGGCCAUCAGGAGGCAGUGAACGGCAUGCUGGUCCACAACGGGUUGCUGUACACAUGCUCCGGCGAUCGCACCGUCAAAGCCUUCGACUUGGUGAGCCACAAGUGUGUCGCAGUCUUUGAGGGCCACAGUUCUAAAGUAAACUGCCUGCUGGUGUCUGCGACUCCGUGCCUGCAUCACCGCCUCUUCACUGGGUCCAGCGACCAAACCAUCCGCUGCUACAGUCUUCGGACCCAGGAGUAUGAGCAGCAGUUUGCUGUUUCGGACCGGGUCCUCUGCCUCCACGCUCGCUGGAAAACCUUGUACGCCGGCCUGGCUAACGGCACAGUCGUGACCUUUAACCUGAAGACAAACAAGCAGAUGGACGUGUUCGAGUGCCACGGGCCCAAAGCUGUGAGCUGCCUGGCCUCCUCGCAGGAAGGAGCCCGCAGGAUCCUGCUGGUCAGCUCGUACGACAACACCAUCAGCGUGAGGGACGCCAAGAACGGACUGCUGCUGCGCACGCUUCAGGGUCACACCAAGACGGUGCUCUGCAUGACGGUUGUCAAUGAUCUGGUGUUCAGCGGCUCCAGUGAUCACUGUGUGCACGCACACAACAUCCACACUGGAGAGUUGGUGCGGGUGUACAAGGGCCACACGCAUGCCGUCACUGUCGUGGUCAUCCUGGGGAAGGUGAUGGUCACCGCCUGCCUGGAUAAGCUGGUCCAUGUCUACGACCUGGAGUCAGGGAAGCAGCUGGUCGUCUAUGGUGGACACAAGGACAUGGUGACCUGUAUGACUGUCCACCAGGACAUGAUCUACACCGGCUGCUACGACGGCAGCAUGAAGGCGGUCAAGCUGAACCUGGACUCCACGCACCGCUGCUGGUGGAGUGGCUGCACGCUCAUCUUCUCUGUGACGGAGGACCUGCAGCAGCACCUCGUCCACGACCACGCCAGCGUCAACUUCCAGACACUCAAGUGCCGCUGGAAAAACUGUGAAGAGCUUCUCAACGCACGCACCCGCUGCAGUCAGGCCAUUCUCAUGCACAUGAAGAAACACGCCCAGGAAACUGGGCUGGAGCUUUGAGGACUCACCUGCUCCUUCCUUAAACCCCUAUCCUUCAUAACCCCUCAUAUUGGGGGGGGGGAUGUUUAUCGGGACCCACCAUGUCGGUCGAAUGUCUCUGAAGACUCCGUCCGUUGGAUUCCAAACCACAUCCCGCUACUGAAACGACGACUGACUUUUGUAUUCUUGUUCUAACACAGUGUUGUGUGUUUCAGUCAGACAACACUGCAGUGACCAAAGUUACACCAACAGUUGUGACAUGUUUUCUGAAGAAACUCGGGAGUUGCCGUGGCGACAGGGAACAGUGUUAGUUGUAGGGAGUAUGGCAUGGGAUUAAAGAUGUUUUAUCGUUUCGUGAUGUUUUUGAGCAGCUUUUUUUGUCGUUCACACCUGAUCCAGAGUGAUUUUAAAACGAUUUCUUUAAGACUUAAAUUUUGCACUACUUUUUUUUUCCUGUCAGAGAUUUAAGAUUGAGGUUUCUGUUGCUCAUAGAUGUCGAGAGUUUGAGGGAUUUCGGUGCAGUGCAGUGCGACUUCUGUGCGAAUUUGCCGUGAAAACAGAACCAGGAAGUGAUGCUGGUGUGUGCUUAUCUGUGUUUUCGGGUUAUUCAGAGUGUUGUGACAAAAUUCCGUCUGGGAAUGUUUGUUUCGAAAAGGUUUUUUUUUUUGUUUUGUUUUUUUAUUUUAAACUUUUUUUAUUGGAGGCAUCGAACUGAUGGCGUCAGAUUUGGGAGGAGGUGAAGGAAGUGCGACAGACGUGUUCGAUGGAAGUGUCAGGAAGAAAGAUUUAGAUUCAUCUCCCAUGCCAUCACUUCAUUCACCGAAACUGCUGCCGCCCAAAAUUUCUCGUUUCACUGCUGCCACCUGAGGAAAAACACCAUGUUCCCGACUCUGCCCGGCAUUCCGGAGUUUCUUCACCUUUUUGUACUUGUCAUUAUUCAAAGUUCAAUCUGUGACAUUUAUAAUAACUAUUAAAGCUGACUAUAA